AUGGUUGUCCCCGGCCGAUCUGGACCGCCUCCGGGCGUCAUGGGUGAUAUGAAAACCGCCAACAAGAUGCGCCGGAAGAUGAACCAUGUCAAGCGCAAGAGAGCCAAAGAUGCUGCGCGCCGAGAGGAGCGCUACGCUUUCAAGAAAGAAGAAGCCAAGAAUCCCAAGUUGAAGGAAGAACGACUCCGCCGCAACAUUCCUCUGACCCUCGAGCGGAAACGUGUCUGGGACGAAGCCGACAACGACACCGAAGAGACUGGUUUGGGAUUGAGCGUUGACGUUGAGCGCAUCAAGCGCGCCAAGAAAGAAGAAGAAGACGAGCUUAAUCGGCCAUUAGAAGAGGGCGAGGAUGACAGCGAGGCUGCAGAAUCAGACAACGAGUCGGUCGACAGUAUGCUCGAAUCGGACAAAAGCGAAAAUGAAGAUGAGGAUGAGGAAAAUGACGAAGACAAAACUGCCAGCCUCAGCCGGAAGAAGACCUCUCUCCGAACUGCGACAGAGCGUGCCACAAGUCCUACCCAGUCCACACGCAGCACAAACCUUAGCCUUGCUCCUGAAGCACUGGCCGCCAAAUUCCCUACGCUUUUCACCGAGGGUCCCCCACCCACCCCGAAAAUCCUCAUCACCACCGGCCUCAACUCUACCCUCCACGGCCAAGCCGAGACUCUGACCGAAGUGUUCCCGAACAGCGUGUAUAUCCGGCGUAAUGCUCACCGGUACUCGCACAAAUUCUCAAUCCGCGAGAUUUCCAAAUUCGCUGCAAACCGUAAUUUCACGACGGUUGUCGUGUUGAAUGAGGACCAAAAGCGUCCCUCUGGGUUAACGAUAGUUCACUUGCCAGUUGGUCCGACUUUCCACUUCACCAUCAGCAACUGGAUCGAAGGAAAACGCCUCCCAGGACACGGCCGAGCUACCGAGCACUGGCCCGAGCUGAUCCUCAAUAACUUCCGUACUCCUCUCGGUCUUCUAACUGCCCAUUUGUUCCGCACACUCUUCCCGCCUCAGCCGGAGUUCGAGGGCCGACAGGUUGUCACUUUGCACAACCAACGUGAUUACAUUUUCGUCCGUCGUCAUCGCUACGUCUUCCGUGAGAAGCGUGAGACCGAAAAGGCUGUCGUUGGUGCUGACGGCAAGGAAAUGUUGGGUGUUGAAGGUAUCCGCACUGGCCUACAGGAACUAGGACCCCGUUUCACAUUGAAGCUGCGUCGUGUUGAUAAGGGCAUCCAGCGUGCCAGUGGCCAGGAGUGGGAGUGGAAGGGUGGAAUGGAGAAGACGAGAACUCUGUUCCAACUGUAA
This is a messenger RNA of Penicillium digitatum Pd1, 1296 nucleotides long. Its product is annotated as rRNA-binding ribosome biosynthesis protein RPF1. Lineage: Eukaryota; Fungi; Ascomycota; Eurotiomycetes; Eurotiales; Aspergillaceae. Gene Ontology annotation, biological process: maturation of 5.8S rRNA; maturation of LSU-rRNA. Gene Ontology annotation, cellular component: nucleolus; preribosome, large subunit precursor. The record is from RefSeq and is a predicted model, not a curated record. Gene Ontology annotation, molecular function: rRNA primary transcript binding.